Pteronotus mesoamericanus is the source of this 809-nucleotide messenger RNA. RefSeq names its product peroxiredoxin 5 (gene PRDX5). Gene Ontology annotation, biological process: cellular response to oxidative stress; hydrogen peroxide catabolic process; cell redox homeostasis. NCBI's taxonomy places the organism in Eukaryota, Metazoa, Chordata, Mammalia, Chiroptera, Mormoopidae. Gene Ontology annotation, molecular function: thioredoxin peroxidase activity. Gene Ontology annotation, cellular component: peroxisome; cytoplasm; mitochondrion. The coding region runs from base 49 to 687 and encodes 212 amino acids. The transcript has 6 exons. The record is from RefSeq and is a predicted model, not a curated record.
GGGGGCGGGGCAGUUGUGGCCUAAGAGCCUGGCUUGGACCUGACGGGUAUGUGUAUCCUGAACCAGCUAUCGGGCUCCGUACUCUCCUGGGCGGCCGCAGUGCGUCGUGCGGCAGCAGUGGGAGGCAGAGGGUACCUGGAAGAAGGUCUAGAGUGGACGCUUGGCGGAACCCGCGGUUUCAGAAGCGCUGCCGUCGCUAUGGCCCCGAUCAAGGUGGGAGAUGCCAUCCCAUCCGUGGUGGUAUAUGAAGGGGAGCCUGGGAACAAGGUGAACCUAGCAGAGCUGUUCAAGGGCAAGAAGGGCGUGCUGUUUGGAGUCCCUGGGGCCUUUACCCCUGGUUGUUCCAAGACCCACCUGCCAGGGUUUGUGGAGCAGGCAGGGGCUCUGAAGGCCAAGGGGGCCCAGGUGGUGGCAUGCCUGAGUGUUAACGAUGUCUUCGUGACUGGAGAGUGGGGACGAGCCCACAACGCAGAAGGCAAGGUUCGGCUCCUGGCUGACCCCACUGGGGCCUUUGGGAAGGAGACAGAUUUGUUACUAGAUGAUUCGUUGGUGCCCCUCUUUGGGAAUCGACGGCUCAAGAGGUUCUCCAUGGUGAUAGAUAAUGGUGUAGUGAAGUCCCUGAAUGUGGAGCCAGAUGGCACAGGCCUCACCUGCAGCCUGGCCCCCAACAUCCUCUCGCAGCUCUGAGGUCCCGGGCGUGGGUCUACUUCUUCUGCCCUUUCUUGUUUCACCUGCCCAGCCCAGCCUCAAUUUGGGCCACCCAGUUGGAGCCUUGGCCAGAUUUCUGCAAUAAACACUUCUGGUUCACA